AUGGCCUACAAUACAACACCUCUCGGUAACUGGUUGGAGGAUCUUUUCCGGAAGAUGUUUUACCAACCAGAUGAUGAAAUAUCUCAGAAAGCAAUGGACGAAAGCGUCAGUCCCGCAUUGAAAAUUUCGAUCAACGGACAGCACAUGCCCGGCGACACGUAUAAGCGAUUGAUCAUGGACACGCGUCGCAUGCACCGAAUGGCAGUCAAAAGUAGUCGCGAGCUGCUGGCGUCAUCCGGCGCGGCGGAUAGCGACAUCAGCUCGGUCGCACACAUCCAGACUUUCACGUUAGAAGAGAUGAAGACGGGGGCGAAAAGGGAACAGACAAGCCUGACGAUUUGUGUGAUUGCUUGGACGGGCGGCAAAAGGCAAUUGGUGGAAAUGGCGGAGGUCAUGUCGGAUUGUUGA
Molecule: messenger RNA, 408 nt
Organism: Aspergillus udagawae
Lineage: Eukaryota; Fungi; Ascomycota; Eurotiomycetes; Eurotiales; Aspergillaceae
Exons: 2
Coding region: 1-408 (135 amino acids)
Source: RefSeq, a predicted model, not a curated record